AUGGAAGAAGUUGUUAAAAAGCCAAAGCAUAAGUCUCCUAGCACUAUUCGAUGUCGCAAGGCGCAUUCUCUCCGACAAAAACUUGAGCGCAAGAAGAACAGACCACCAAUCAACCAACGAUCCGUCAAACUUGCACAAUUGACUGAACUUUACGGACUACCUCCCGAAACAAAGUUUCUUUUUUUCAAGAAAGGUCAAACUACACCUACUCGCAUUCACUUUGGCACCGUCGUUUGCCUUGACGAAGACACCAGCGAACUCCUAUUAGUCGCACGCUUCGUUGAGCGUACUUCAACCAAUCAGGCUCUAUUCGAACAUUACAACCACGCUAUCUCUACAGUUUAUCAUCAUGCCAAGGCACGUGGAGUGGUCAAGACUAAUGGGGCUGCGAAGAAGGUGAAAGCGCACUUACGCAAGUACGGCAAGAUGCACGCAGCUGGAUUUAGGCCUGGAUAUGAUCAUAUCGCAAAAGCAGGAGCAUAUGCGUUCAAUGCAACUACCAGUGGCCAGCUUUGGCGCAUGCAAGAGGAUCUUGAGCGCCAAGGGAAUCUUCCGGCCAUUGAGGACUUCUAUGCUGAGCGCUUUGCGGGUUUAUCUUCAUAUGCUUUCAAUUCCAACGCCGAACUAGCUUCAAGAGUUGGGGUUCCAUCUUGGGCUGGAGAAUCCUUUUACCGGUUUUAUCCAGAGGUCGACGUAGCUGGACAUCCAUUGAUUCCUUACUCGCGCCGGAUUCCGCUGCAACAAAAUUUAUACUGCUCCAAGUUGAAAGAUUUUUUUACAUACCCUGUAGCGAUGGUGUUUCCACCUAUACUAGGCCGCGUAACUAGCGGCAUCUUACCCGGUUUAGAAGCCAUUGCGUGUCAUGAUCGAAAGCCAGAUCCAAACGCAAUCCCCGGAGGCGGCUCGACUUCUCAUGAACGUGAAAGUGACUUUGAUAUCUACUUCAAAAACAAUCUGGAACCCGGGUCCUUCCACAAGAUACCUGACUAUCUUGUUCAACAUGUACAAAGACACGGCUUCCUAAACAGUCACGAGAUCGAGCAUCUUAUCAGCUCUAUGGUGUAUUUGGAAGAAGCAACUGACGACAUCAGGCAAGAUUAUUGCGAAGCCCGAAUCAUGCUUCGAUACAUUCACACGAUGUUACGUUCAGAAGAUCCCGAAGUCAUUGCUCACCGGGAAAUCUUGAAGCGUCAAGAAAAGGAGUCACGCAAACGUUACAAACGUUAUAAGCGCAUGGUUCGAGAAUAUCAAGAUGACACCGGGCUUCUGUGGGCACUAAUGGCUCAGGAGAUUAAACGCACCUGUGAUGUGGAAGAUGCUGCUGCUGCGAAUAGAAUGGAACCUGAUGUCGCCGCGCCGCCCUACACCCAUACGCCUUAA
Molecule: messenger RNA, 1380 nt
Organism: Melampsora larici-populina 98AG31
Lineage: Eukaryota; Fungi; Basidiomycota; Pucciniomycetes; Pucciniales; Melampsoraceae
Exons: 5
Coding region: 1-1380 (459 amino acids)
Source: RefSeq, a predicted model, not a curated record